Molecule: messenger RNA, 1061 nt
Organism: Prosopis cineraria
Lineage: Eukaryota; Viridiplantae; Streptophyta; Magnoliopsida; Fabales; Fabaceae
Exons: 5
Coding region: 87-503 (138 amino acids)
Source: RefSeq, a predicted model, not a curated record
UUCGUUUAUUUGCUGCAAGCGUAAAGACGAGCAACUAUCGCAGCAUUAUCUGGUCUGUUCCUUCUGAAAUUCAACCACCAAACAAAAUGGCGGCGAUGCCUUCUCCUCCUCUCUCCGCCUCCAAUUCCGCUAACUCCGCCUCCCCUUCUACCAACCAGGCGGAAAUUGCUGAGAGCAAUGGCGACGAAAAGCCUGAUUUAACCGAUGGUCUCGAUGAUCUGGAUAGCACACACUACAUUGAAAGGUUUAAAAAAUAUGAGGCUGACUACACCCGUCGCUUGAUAGCCAAGUAUUUCUCUGGAAAAACCCUAAACGGAGGCAACAUAUUUGAUGAGCAAGUGACAAUAGAUGAUGAAGUAAUAAAGCCAAGCAGGUUGCCUUGUUACCAUUCAUACGCAAACCCCAUUGUAGGUUUUGAAGAGCAAUGCAGCAAUGGAUCAACCCCAGGAGUAGAAACUCCUCCAAAUAUGUCAAAUGGGAAACACAUUGUGAAGAAUAGUUGAUCGCACAUUUGCAUAUAUGUACAUCAGAGAAGAUGGCUUCAUCAAAUGCCAAUACCAAUCGCAGAAUGAUUAUCAGGGAUUUGAUGAAACUGACUGACGUGAUGCGUAUAAUCAUGUGUAGAGGGUUCCUGAUUCAUACAAUUCAAUAUAAAGAAAACAGACCAACAGAGGUCAUUGAGAUUAUGUUCGAUUAUUUCAAUGAUGGGUUUGUUAUGCAUUGUUGAUCCAUUUGUAAUUCAUAAAUAGUCUAUACUUGAUUUUAGUGUAUGAAGAUCUGUAGAAUCAUGGAUCACAAUGUGUGAGAGCACAAAUGAACUAUUUUGUUUGAGAGGGUAGAACGGCCAAUCUCAGCGAAUUGAAUCAGAGCUUCUGAAGUUACAUCAGAAGCCAGCAGUUUGAAGGCUGAAGGGAUUGAGCAUUGAGGGAUCAUUCUUUUACCCUUGUCUGAAGGAAUGGGAGAAGCCAAGUUUGGCUUGUCUGUCAAAAUAUUUUUCACUUGCCAAACAUCAUAUGAAUUAUUUGGAUUUGUUAUGAAUAAAAUAUAUUUUUUUGGGAGAA